UGCUCGCUUGUGACACGUUUAGAAGCCACUACAGCCAUGAAGGUAGCCCUCGUCCUGCUGAUCUCUGGCGUGUUGCUUGUAGCGUACUGCACGCCACUAGCUGCUGCAGACGAUGAAGUGGGGGAAGAUGACUACGAAAGCUUAGAAGAAUACGAGGGCGACGACUGCGCUGAUGAGGAGGGUCUAAGUGGAGAGAGCAGGCAGGCAGCCAAAGGUGCACACGCCCGGGCUGGCCACGCGAAACACGCGCGUGCAGGCAGCCGACACGCUGCGAGCAGAGCUGCAAACAGGCCCCACGCCAGGUCAGGCGCCGCCCGCAGAGCCGCCCACAAGUUGUAGCCGCCGCCGCUGAGGGGCCGCCACACCGUGGAGGCGCAGUCUGGAGCUGCUCACACUGUCCUGUACCCUGCACUGAUAUGGCAUAAAUAAAGCACCACUGCACUUUGCAGCAAA
Schistocerca gregaria is the source of this 453-nucleotide messenger RNA. RefSeq lists its product as uncharacterized. NCBI's taxonomy places the organism in Eukaryota, Metazoa, Arthropoda, Insecta, Orthoptera, Acrididae. The coding region runs from base 37 to 339 and encodes 100 amino acids. The transcript is spliced from 2 exons. The record is from RefSeq and is a predicted model, not a curated record.